AUGCCCCCGCCACCUCUCCCUUCACCUCGCCCGUCCAACGGCCGCAUUCCUUCCCUCAACCAGUUCCCAGCCCCCAACUCCGCCCAGCGUGCCCGCGGCCCUGCACCCAAUCGCGGCCUUGCUGCACCUUCGUCUUCAUCAUCCGGCCUCGCUCCUCCCCCCACGCUCGCCGCCAAGCCGCAGAAACCCAGCCGCCAGGUUGUCCUCACGCCGGGCCACUCUCCGCUAGACUGGGCGAGGAUAUCCGGGCCCAAUGCCGAUUUGCGCGGCGUGGCUGCGUCGACCCCUUACCUGCGUGUGACGCCUUCGAUGCUCAAGACGCAGACUGGUCGCAAGGGCAAGGACGCUUGGAUGGCUAUCAAUGGAAAGGUAUACAAUGUUACGCCAUAUGCGAGAUUCCAUCCUGGAGGUGUGCCGGAGCUCAUGAGGGGCGCGGGACGAGAUGGCACGAAGCUGUUUGGAGAGAUCCACCCAUGGGUCAACUAUGAGACCAUGCUGGCGGCGUGUCUUGUGGGGUUGCUGGUCGAAGAGUCGGAUGGUAAGGAGAAUGAUAUGGAUCAAAUGGAUUAG
This is a messenger RNA of Trichoderma atroviride IMI 206040, 570 nucleotides long. RefSeq lists its product as uncharacterized. NCBI's taxonomy places the organism in Eukaryota, Fungi, Ascomycota, Sordariomycetes, Hypocreales, Hypocreaceae. The record is from RefSeq and is a predicted model, not a curated record. Gene Ontology annotation, molecular function: heme binding; cytochrome-b5 reductase activity, acting on NAD(P)H.